Anopheles bellator is the source of this 921-nucleotide messenger RNA. RefSeq lists its product as uncharacterized. The coding region runs from base 292 to 921 and encodes 209 amino acids. The record is from RefSeq and is a predicted model, not a curated record. Lineage: Eukaryota; Metazoa; Arthropoda; Insecta; Diptera; Culicidae. The transcript has 3 exons.
AUAAACAAAACCAAGCAUUACCAAAAAGCGUAGCGAUAGUUUUCAUACUUUGUUUCCCGUUCCUUCGGUUAAAACGUUAAAAAAGUGAAACGUAAAAAAGUUAGAACGUAUGUGGAAUUUGUUGUGCAAUGCAUAAGUUAUACCGACACUUUUGUUUGGUCAAAUCGAUCAAUGCUGCAAUGAAACCACUCAAAUAUAGCUCGUUACGAAAUAAGCAAUCGUAGUAGCUUUAAGCAUUUAAGGGCAAUUUGAAGUAGAACGUGAUUUCCUUCGUGUGGAGGUGGUGGAAAAAUGGAGUAUGAUUCUUUCGUGAAAAACCUGGCCAAAGACAGCCCCCACAGCGCCAGGUGUCUUCCAGAAACGCGCUACAGUCACGAAUUUGAACAGCGAAUGGAAGCUUUAGUUUUGAACUUUGAUAUCGAAGGCACAAGCUCAUCAGGCCAGGACAUGGAGCACUACUGUAACGCCAGUGCCAAUGAGGCUCAGUGGGUGUCCUCCUUCGACAUACCCACCGGCUGCGAUUCCCAAGAUGGAAUGCUGUAUGAAGGUGAAUCAUUGAUUGAACCAAAGUUAGGCGAAAUAUUGGAUAGCCAGUAUCUUUCGGAUUCCUUAAGCGGCAUCGAACAAUGUUUAAAGGUUGAUGAAAUGAUUAUCGGAGAAGAGUAUCCAAGAAAACUACGCGAGGAAAACAAGGAUGUUGAAAGUUCCAUUCUGAAUAAAUCUUUGUAUGAUACAGGCCUUACGAUCCCUGCAAAGCGGACAUACGAUCAAACAAAUGAAGCAGUAGAUGAUAUACGCAUCAUAGAUGCCUCAUUGUCUAAAUCAAUGAAAAUGAUUGCCACUAGCACCUUAAACGAUCAUGAUUUCGGACAAUCACAAAACAUACAAGAAUACGGCGAACUGCGGCUGCCGAGACAAUAG